AUGACGACUGAAUCCCCCGUUAAGAGACAACUUCACAGUGCUAUCGAGCGUCAGCACGACCAAUACUCAGGCCAAAGCGCUCUUUCCACCAUAGGCAUGCGUAUUCGCCAAUCCAUCGACCAGGGUUACCAGGUGCCCCGCGCCCCUGCGCCUGCGCAAGACAGCACGUUUUCCAACCUGUGUGUACAGGAUAACUCAAGGUUUACAAUCCCUGAGUACAAGCGUGUUCCCCUUCCUUCCGCCAAGCAGGCUCCUAUGCUUGUCAACGAGCGCACGGUGUCCAGCUCUAGUUCCCUCGAGAUGUGGGAAAACCAGCUCGAAGAGCGUCUCGAACACAUCGACAAUGACAUCAUGCGCAACAAGCUCGGUGCUGGUGACCUCAUGCUUGGUACCAAGCGCGGCUUCGCUGAAGUCGACGAGUGGUGA
Messenger RNA from Lachancea fermentati, 426 nucleotides. Lineage: Eukaryota; Fungi; Ascomycota; Saccharomycetes; Saccharomycetales; Saccharomycetaceae. The record is from the annotation of a GenBank genome assembly.